ACCAAGUGGUUUCCUGGAAAUCAAACUAACUGCGUCAGCUUGUUGGAAUACAUUUCCGCGACUUUAAAAGAUCCACAUUUUCUCUCCUGUGUCCAGCAGCAGGCAGGAUGUCUGUGACUAUGACCAAGGCUGAAGGGGUCACUGUGUUCACUUUGACCUCGGACCCUCAAAGUGCUUGGCCUCCUCUGUGCCAGAUCUUCAAGGGUCUUUGCUACAGUCCAGUGUGCUGCUCAGUGUCUCAGCACCUGAGGAGGAGCCAGAGAACUUCUCAGUCAGCACUGGGGACUCUGCAGAUCAUGGUUGGGCUGCUCAAUCUUGGCCUUGGAGCCAUCCUCCUCAGCUCUCACAUUGGCCCUUGGUGGCUAGUAGAAGAUCUAAUGUUUCCUUUUUGGUUGGGAGCAUUGUUCAUUGUGUUUGGCAUCACGUGCAUUUUGUCUGAGAAGUACCCCAGUCCAUGUCUGGUCAUCCUCACUGUGGUUCUGAAUCUGGCAGGAGUUGCUUUUGCCAUUACAGCCAUUGUCCUCUACAGCAUCAGCAUAGCAAACGCACGUACUUGGUGGAGUUGUGGCUUUGAUUAUGAGUCCUGGUAUGAAAGACGUCAUACAACAACUCCAUCUCCGUCGAGGGACUUCUUGAGGGAGAGAUGUAUGGAGGCCAGAGAACUGUUUAUGAUGCUGCUGAGAGGAAUAGGUGGCAUCCUGAUCGUCUUGUCGGUCCUGGAGCUCUGCGUCGUCAUCAGCUCUGCUGUGUUGGGGAUCAAGACUCUGAGGAGCAGAUGGAAUGAACCAAACAAGAGCGCUGAAGAGCCAGAAUACUUCAAACCACUGCUGGAUGAAGUCACCACUGAUCCUGGAGCAUGAAUGGCGGCAGGAACUGGGACCCUGCAGCUUCAUACCACUGACUCUGUACUGCAGCGUCAGUGAAGCACUCAAAGUCAGAUGAUACAGUCUUCAUAUUCUGACACUUUACUGAGCUUUGCUUAAAAAUCAAUGCACUUGUACUUUACUAUCUCUGUUUGCCAAUAAUCUGCACUAAACUGAAUAUGCUGCUGUCCAUUUUAAUCUUUGUUUUGUAUCUUUUAAAGUGAUUAUUUUUCUAUCGAGGGAUGUUCCUUACAGUCAAGAUGUUUGUUGCUAGAAAGGAGGUUUGUAGAUGUCCGUGUGGCAUUUCGGGGGCUGUUCUGAUUUCUCUUAUACAAUAUCAUGCAUGUCAAUAAAAAUAAAGGUAUCAAAGCUU
Messenger RNA from Stegastes partitus (bicolor damselfish), 1236 nucleotides. Its product is annotated as transmembrane protein 176B-like. NCBI's taxonomy places the organism in Eukaryota, Metazoa, Chordata, Actinopteri, Pomacentridae. The record is from RefSeq and is a predicted model, not a curated record. The transcript is spliced from 7 exons. The coding region runs from base 108 to 860 and encodes 250 amino acids. Gene Ontology annotation, cellular component: membrane.